Molecule: messenger RNA, 1654 nt
Organism: Drosophila montana
Lineage: Eukaryota; Metazoa; Arthropoda; Insecta; Diptera; Drosophilidae
Product: trypsin-3
Exons: 3
Coding region: 24-1112 (362 amino acids)
Biological process (GO): proteolysis
Molecular function (GO): serine-type endopeptidase activity
Source: RefSeq, a predicted model, not a curated record
UUUGAAAUAAAAAUUGAAAAAAAAUGGAAGUUUCAAAAUUUGUUGUGUAUAAGCUGUUAGUCUUACUAUUAUUAUUCGUCGAUCAGUCAGUGUCAGAUUAUGACCAGUUGUGGAACUGCAGCACAGACAUUGAAUUUGCUUCGAAUGAAAGCAACUGCCAUACUCUGCACCAGCGGCUUCUCUCACCUGCAAGCGUGGACAGCUUUUCUAAUGAGAUGAGAACCAUGGCACCUUCGGACAUGUCGCAAGUCCAUCUUCAAGGUGAUGAGACUGCGCCCAACUCCAGCAAAAAUUCAAGCACCAAUGAUGAGGACAAUGGUGAAUUCCAUUUUCUAGUUACCGGCGGCUACCGUCCCGAAAAGAAUGAUCUGAUUAAAUUUGCAGUCUCGCUACGUCAUACGCCAAGUCAUAAAUUCUUUGGCGACACUCAUUUUUGUGGCGGCAGUCUAAUAUCGAAGACAGCCGUUCUAACAGCAGCCCAUUGUCUGUUUUCAGGGCGCAGCAAGCUUCGACCUGGUAAGGUAAAGGUAAUUGCCGGUACACCGCGUCGCCUAAUUAAGACAUCUAGCACCCAAGAAUUUAGCGUGGAAAAAGUGAAGCCGCAUCCGCAGUACUCCUCGACUCGCCUAACCAAUGAUGUUGGGGUUUUGCGACUCAAAAGCGAGGUGAGACAAGAUGGAAGUUUUGUCGCUAUUAUACCCUUAGCUGACCAGGUUCCCCUGGCUGGAUUGGAGUGCACAGUCGUUGGAUGGGGUACUGUAAUUCAGUACGGCCCAAUACCCGACGAGGCGGUCAACGGCGAUUUGACAAUCAAAUCGAAAGACUAUUGCUCUAAGCUGCAGCAUUUUGGCAAAGGCAUGAUAUGCGCCUCGAACCCAAAGGAUUUCGAAGUGGACGCCUGCCAGGGCGAUUCGGGUGGACCGCUAAUUUGCGCCGGAAAAGUGGUGGGAAUCGUUUCCUUUGGCUACGGCUGCGCGAUGCCAAAUUCCGCCGGAGUUUACACCGAUGUGCAUCACUUUCGCAGUUGGAUAGAGCUUAACGUGGCAACGUGCUCAUUCUGCCCGUCCUGGUUUUGGCUUCUACUGAUCACGCUGGCAAUGCAAGCUCUGUGAGAAUCUCCUUAGAUGCGAUUUUCAGUUGUACUAUCUAUGCACACUCAACAGGUGGGUUGGCCUGCGGCUUUUCGGCAGGCAUAUCCUGCAUAUGACAAGCCAAAAUUGAGUGAAACCAUGGCGCUGAAGUCUUCUCUAAAUCCAAAACCAGCGACAAAAUGCGGUGACCGCCAUAAUCACUCGCACGAAGUUGCAUAAACACACCCACAAAUCCACACACACACACACACGCACACAUUCGCAUUUUAACACACACACACACGCUCUCAUUUUAGACAACAGUUUAUGGUUUAUUGGAUUGCUGGAAUUACUGUGUCUGACAGCAAUUAUCACAUCACGAACGCAGCGAAUGUCAGAUUGCCGCCGCAGCCAUACUACAAAAUUGAAUAUAACUAAUAUAUUUGCUGAGGAUCUGGGGGAAAAAACCGACUCUACAGCAAAUUUUCAGCAGUUACUUAAAUCCACAAUAUUUAUCUUAGAUUCAACUUUCGUUUGUAUCUAAUACAUUUACAUAAAUAUACUUAAAUUCAAUAUUACAUAAA